This is a messenger RNA of Ziziphus jujuba (common jujube), 1032 nucleotides long. RefSeq lists its product as uncharacterized. Gene Ontology annotation, molecular function: RNA-DNA hybrid ribonuclease activity; nucleic acid binding. NCBI's taxonomy places the organism in Eukaryota, Viridiplantae, Streptophyta, Magnoliopsida, Rosales, Rhamnaceae. Bases 1 to 1032 code for a protein of 343 amino acids. The transcript is spliced from 2 exons. The record is from RefSeq and is a predicted model, not a curated record.
AUGGUUGAAUCCUUAAGACUGCCAAAUGGAGGGUGGAAUGAGGAACGGUUACAAAUGUUUGACAGCAGCACUGCAGCAAAUAUCCAUAGGAUUCCCAUUACCAAUUGGCUUCUUGAGGAUAAGUUAGUUUGGUUACUAUGGAACUCAGGGUUACAUGAACGUUUAAAGUUUUCUAUGUGGAAGCUUGCUAACUAUGGGAUUCUCACUGCCCAUAAUCUGAUUGCUAGAAACAUCAGGGUAGUUGAGGCAUCUUGUGUUCAUGGGUGCAAUUGUCUGAAGUAUGCAAACCAUUUGUUUUUCCACUGCCAGGUAGCCAAGGCAAUCUGGUUUGCCAUGGCUUGGAGUAUAAAAUGGGAUGCCUUCACAGAUUUUUCCUUGAAAGAGAAAUUAUACCUCCUAGGCCACCCGACUAGAGUUUUCCCGGUGCAUUCGAAUGACGGAGCACACUUUUUCCUAUUUGGAUCUAUCAUUCUUCACCAGUUAUGGCAGAUUAGAAAUAGCUUACGUUUUGAAAACCAGCAUUUCUCAUUAGAGAAUACUAUGGCUCUGCUCAAUUUUAGAGUUAAGGAGGCUUUAACUCUCUUUCAACGAAAAACAGAAAUUAUAUCAACUUUGAGACACGGUGCUUGCAUGGGUAGUCUUAAAACUCCUCCUCAGUUCAUCAAAAUCAAUACAGAUGCAACGAUCAGAAAUGACAACAGCUUAGUUGGCAUUGUUGCUCGUAGCCAUGAAGGAGAAAUAUUGAAGAUGUGGGUUGUCCCUUUUCACUCAAACAUUCCAGAUCUUGCUGAAACCUUUGGUAUUCUGCAAGGGCUUGUAAAAGCAAAACAGGAAGGGCAGACUAAUAUUUGGUGUGUUUCAGAUACUAGGAGAAUCAUUCUUAGGUUGCAUAAUGAUGACUUGCAGGGCACGCAUUGGAUGGCAGAAGGUAUUAUUCAAGACAUUUUGAUCGAGAAAAAUACUUUUCAAGAAGUCAUCUUCCAUUGGUCUCCCAGGGAAUCAAAUAUUAUUGCAGAUUUUGUUUGUAACUGA